UUUUUUUUUUUUUGUCUAAAAAUAAAGCCAAGAAGACAGGUGAUUUGCAUUACACUAUCAUAAAUCUUGGCUCUGCACCAAUUCAAAUAGAAUAUGUCUCUCUUAACAAAUAAAGAAAAAGACCUACUAGCUACAUUUAGAGAACAACUCUGGCUCAAAAGACAGAUUGAACAACUAGAACAAGAUCAAACAACAGAUAAAGAACUAGAAGAACUGACUAUUCCUCCAGAAGCAACAGAUCAACAUGUAGAAGAAAGUAUUGCAGAAUAUAAACGCCAUAUUGAUAGUUUGCGUACGAAUCUGGACAUGCUCUAUCAAUUCAACAAGAGUAAAGAACUCGUUCAAGAAAAGAUCUAUACACAGCAUUACACAACAAACGUAUUGUAUCCUGAACCUUCUGAUCAUCAACAGACAGAACUCAACAGACAAACACAAGACAAGUUAAAAGAACGUGAUGAUCUAGUGAUUGAAUUGGUCAUGUUGAUUCGUGAAUUAAAUCAGAUAAACAAGAAACUAGACGAGAUCCAUCGACGCAUUAUGGCUCAACACAUCAAGAAUAAAGAACUACAAAUGAAACUAAAAGAGCAGCGUAUGGAACAUGUCUCGGCUAAAGAACAGCUAGCAGGUGCAUUGAAAUCCCAACAAGUCAAUGAUGCUCUAAAACUAGAAGCGUCUAUUGUGCGUAGUAUGCUUGGGCAUUUGAUUGAUGAAAGCGAAGUACAAUGGAUGUAUGAUGAACGUUGGCUUCAAGUCAUGUUACGCAUAGGAGAAAAGAUUGAUUUAUAAAUAAAAUAUAUAUAUAUAUAUAUGAAGGGGGAGGGGUAUUUUAUCGUUUGACGAAACCAGC
This is a messenger RNA of Gilbertella persicaria, 847 nucleotides long. RefSeq lists its product as uncharacterized. The coding region runs from base 94 to 786 and encodes 230 amino acids. The transcript has 3 exons. Lineage: Eukaryota; Fungi; Mucoromycota; Mucoromycetes; Mucorales; Choanephoraceae. The record is from RefSeq and is a predicted model, not a curated record.